This is a messenger RNA of Radiomyces spectabilis, 2415 nucleotides long. RefSeq lists its product as uncharacterized. The record is from RefSeq and is a predicted model, not a curated record. NCBI's taxonomy places the organism in Eukaryota, Fungi, Mucoromycota, Mucoromycetes, Mucorales, Radiomycetaceae. The transcript has 2 exons. Bases 1 to 2415 code for a protein of 804 amino acids.
AUGUCAUUCGUCGAAAAGCAGUUCACCGUGAUAGCUGUAGCGCUCGUGUGUGUCAUUCAUGGCCAGCUCGUGACUGCAGAUCCGUCCAUCGACCAUGGCGAACCUACGGCCAACAUCCCGAUUUGGGCCGUCAUUCUUGGCAUCGUGGUCAUCGCUAUCCUGUCACUUACCCUGAUCUUUGUUUUCAUCCGUAAACGUAUCUUCCGAUCACCCCGUUCCAAAAUCACCGAAGACGGAAUCAGUCGAACCGCUACUCCCAACGAAGACGUGCUACGUGAAAAAGAUACCGAGAGUUUGGAAAAGCGGCCUUCUUUCGGGUCGCUGCGAACCCUUGUCACCUCACGCGUAGGCGUUGAAAAAGAAUUUGAGACGGCCAACGAUGCACCUCCGUUACCGUCGUCGUAUGUUCCUGCGUUAAAAAAGGAUUUGUCACAAACCGAGUAUCUGUCACAUCCCUUUCAAGAAAUGAGCAUCGCGUUGCCACUUCCUCCACCUUCAUCGUCCCUGUUUGCAGAUAAGCUCGAACUAAACUCAAAUGAGGCCAACGACAUUUUCCAGAAAUACAUGAAUACUGGUCAUCAUGAUGAAGAAAAAUCCAAAGGCUUCGUUUCGGUUGAUCUCGAUAUGCCGUAUCUGUACGCCAACAUGCAACAUAAAGCAGCCACUCUUCGUAAUACGCUACGGCAGUCACUUCGUCGCCAAAAAUCCAAUUCCAAACCUGCGCCUAUACAAGAAGUGUUUGAGCCUCAGGUACCAGAGGAAGAAUCAGUCCAUCAUCCAUCAGGCCGUCGUUCAUCCAUUGCAUCCCGACAAGGGCCCAUGUCGCGCCAAGAUUUGCAUACAGUCUUGGAUGCUCCGCUGCCAAAGAAAAAAGUCACCAUUGCCCAGCAACCGCAAGUAUCUAUAAGUGAUAAAAUCAUGGUAGAUAACACGGCUUCACCAUGUACCUUCGACAAAGAAGAAGACGACGACUGGAAAGAAGAUGAAGCGCCGAUGGCGUCCCUGCCUUUGAGUGACACGGAGGAUCCGGCGGAGCAUGAAAAUCACGCCAACACCAUCCAUGCUGCGCGCAUGAUUAUUCGCACAGCGUCCCGAAAAUCAAGACGUCGGUCCACUAUGGUGGAUGAUGAUACGCUACAAAGGACUGCACUUCAAGCCGCUGAAGACGGCAGUUUUUAUUUGUCGCCACAAGCUAGACGAGAAGCGGCAGGUUACUUUUCCAGUGUGCGCAGUCGUGAUCCGCGGGUCAUGGAAAACUUGACAAUGACCACCGGUUCGGCCCGUCGAUUGGUUCGUGACAGCAUUGUCGGAAACGGUCGUGCCUCGGUUUCCGCUGUUGCCAUGCGAAACAAACAAGGCCCUACCGCCCAAGAUAUUGCCGGUUGGUGGCAGGAAACACAAACGAGUGAAAAAGAAGAAACAAAACCUCGAGAUUCGUUAUCGGCGAACCCCGCCUUUGCUGGAAAAGAAAUGACAAAGCAGAACGGUGCCAACGGUAUCAGUCCCAUUGCAGCAUGGGAAGGGGUUCAACCUCGCUGUUCUCAGCGUGCUGGCACUCUUGGACGGAGUACGCAACGAAUGAUUACCGAUUUGAAAGAGUCCAAGCUUUCGAAACACCUAUUCGAUUCAUCGAAGAAGGAGGAAGCGGAAGACAGUCUCAAAAUGGAAGUGUCACCGAAUGAUGCCGACGAACUGACCAACCCUUCUUCGAACAAGUACGCCGUUACCGAGGACAUCAGGUUGAGUACCGACAAUCAUGAGAGACCAUCGAUAGACGGGCCUCGCACCAAAGGCAAAAAGAAGAAAGUCGAUACUAUCCGACGCAUGAUCCAAGGGUCCUGGACAGGCAACUUAAAACCGAGCGGAUCCAUGAACAGCCUUGCUUCACUAUCGGAACAAACCCCGUCCAAAUCGUCUCAAUUCUUAUCUGUAGCCGGUUAUUCUUCCACCAAACGACCGAGUAUUCCUGCCGCAUUCAAUACUGGUAAUAAUGAAAUCCAUCCGUGUCCCUACUCUUCCUCGGCAUCCAAUGGCAAAGGGGAACUGUCAAAGAGGGCAUUGAUUCACGAGGACAAUCGAAGCAGCAGCGGAGAUGAAAGCGGUGUAACGAUGCUACCUAUUGGAAAAAAGAGGGAGACCAUGCGCGAAGCAGGAGUAGAAUAUGGAUCAGCUGCCGCGAAGCAUCUAUAUAACGACGAGGGACCUUCAUCCAACCAUCACAGUAGCAGCAAAAAGAAAGGCUUCUUCGGUUCCCUAAGAGUUACGAACCGCAAGGCUCAUACACCUGGUGAUUCACCGACGCCGGCCCAAGAAGAACGCGAUCGUUAUUUACGACAACUCAACGAUUUUUAUCCAGCCUCUGAACACGACGAAGCAAUGGAUCCAGCUGCAUCUGUCGUACGACCUCAAUAUUAA